AUGGCGCAUCCCUCCAUCAAAAUCGACACAAGCGUACCACCCACCAAGCGCGGAUUAGAAAACGAAGGCGAGGGUGGGCUCGAUGUGCUAGCCGUAGAACAGGAAAAUCCCCGACUGGAUGCUGGAAACACUGAAGAUGUACCGCCGUUCCUAUGUCAAUCAGUGUCGGAGAUUCAUGACAAGUUUGAAGAUCUGGAAUGGAUACAGAGGACGCGAUUGGCCGAGGGGAUGCUUUCUAAUGACCCAAAUCACCCAUUUGCUCUUGAGAUCGAUCCCAGAGUCAAGGCACGGAAUCGGUAUAUUAACGUGCAAGCAUGGGCCAACUGCCGGAUUCACCUGCGGGUGCCGGAUGGCCAGUGUGACUUCAUCAAUGCUUCUCCAAUUGUAUUAAAGGACUCGUUUACUCAACAAAAGAGGCGGUACAUUGCAACUCAGGUUCGCCUCCCAACCUUCCCUUCCUUACCUCAUGACGUGGGACCCAAGCUUGGUCAAUUCUCGCAUUUUUGGCAGAUGGUAUUUGACGAAAGUAAAGAAGUAGGCGUGAUUGUCAUGCUCACUCGGACCUUUGAAGCAGGCCGGGAGAAGUGCGCGCAAUACUUCCCCUUGGGCCCUGAGCAACCUUCUACGACGCUCUUUGUGGAGGAAUCGGAUCCUACCGAAAAUGACGAGACCCCAGAGAGAGAGCCCGCAGUUUUUGGAAUAGUCACAUUGUUGGAAUCGACCUUUGAUACCAAAUCGCAAUCUGAGAUUCGAAAGCUUGAGUUGACUGUAGGGUCGAAGUCGAAGAUUGUGUGGCAUUUCCUUUUCGCAGGCUGGGCCGACUACUCUAAACCAGAAGCGGAAGAUCGUGACGCGCUUCUCGAUUUGAUCAAGCAAACAGCUUCUAAAUGCAGCCCAGAAAACCCGCGCGUUGUUCACUGCAGCGCAGGGGUUGGUCGGACAGGAACCUUCAUCGCGCUUGACCAUCUUUUGCAGGAGCUCGACUCGGGCCAACUGCUCCAAGUAUCCGAUCCACAAAUUGACCCGGUAUUUAAAACAGUGAACGAGAUGCGUGAACAGCGAAUGAUGAUGGUCUACAACGAGAUGCAGAUACAGUUCAUUUACGAGGUUCUUCGUGAACAGACUGAUGCGAAGCUCGGCAAGACUCCAACUCAAAAUCAAGAACAAGACUCAUCAGAAUCUCAGGGUGAAGAGCCCCGGUCUGCAAAGUUGGCCAAACUGAGCAGCAAUGAAAACUAUCUACCUGCCUUUAAGCCCGAGCUGGAGUCUAUCCCAGAUGAAAUUGUAACUCCGGUGCGAAGCGAACCUGGGACACCUGAGGUCUCCGGCAACGAAAAGUGA
Penicillium taxi is the source of this 1341-nucleotide messenger RNA. RefSeq names its product tyrosine protein phosphatase PTP1 (gene ptpB). Bases 1 to 1341 code for a protein of 446 amino acids. The transcript has 3 exons. Gene Ontology annotation, biological process: protein dephosphorylation. The record is from RefSeq and is a predicted model, not a curated record. Gene Ontology annotation, molecular function: protein tyrosine phosphatase activity. NCBI's taxonomy places the organism in Eukaryota, Fungi, Ascomycota, Eurotiomycetes, Eurotiales, Aspergillaceae.